Molecule: messenger RNA, 489 nt
Organism: Limanda limanda (common dab)
Lineage: Eukaryota; Metazoa; Chordata; Actinopteri; Pleuronectiformes; Pleuronectidae
Gene: cyyr1
Product: cysteine/tyrosine-rich 1
Exons: 4
Coding region: 1-489 (162 amino acids)
Source: RefSeq, a predicted model, not a curated record
AUGGAGAACCUCUGGAGGAGGAGGAGGAGGACGCAGCAGCAGGAGCGCAGAUGGAGCUGGCUGAGCAACUCGCUGCUGCUUUGCUUUUUCACCGGUGGCACCGAGGCCCAGUGUGAGGGCUGCUUGGAAUACUGCUGCAAUGGAUCGCCGCCUUUCUGCUGCUCCUACUACGCCUACGUGGGGGACGUCCUCUCGGGCACUGCCAUCUCCGGUAUCGUCUUCGGCGUGGUGUUCUUGAUGGGGGCGGUGGCGGCCUUGUUCCUGUGCGUGUGUAUGUGCAUGAAGAAUGGCCGGGGCGCCCGGGUCGGCGUGUUCAGCACCUCCUACAUCAACACUGUGUCCCAGGGGUAUCCAGGUCCUCCACCUCCGUACACCUACGACUACGAGAUGUACCCUCCCUCGCUGCACCCCCCGCCUUACACCCCGACUCAGCCUCGGCCGUCCAAUUGCUCCCCUCCACCUCCAUACCCCGGCUGCACUCGCAAGUAA